AUGGAAAUAAUUAAAUGUUUGGACGAAGGAGAGAGAACCGCGCAAAUUGCUGUUUCCUUAGGAUUAAAGGCAUGUGCUAUCAGGCAAAUAAAAAGGAAUGCGGAAAAAAUUCGCGAACAUAUUAAGGCGGGCAUUUCUUCACCAGGAAGUACCAAAAUAGCAAAACACCGACCCUUUGUAUUAGAGAAGACGGAAAAAUUGCUGUAUACCUGGAUUCUCUACAUGAACCAGAGAAACAUACCAAUUUCAACUGCAGUCAUCCAAGAAAACCAAGCCUUCGAAUUUAAUGCAAGUCGAGGAUGGUUCGGCAAGUUAAAAUCAAGAUUUGGUUUGCAUAAUUUAAAAUUGGCUGGAGAAGCGGCUAGUGCUGGUUAUGAAGAAGUGAACAAAUUCCCCGACAUGCUUAAAAGUAUUGUUGAUGAAGGCGGUUACAGCUCGAGACAAGUUUUUAAUAUUGAUGAGACAGGACUUUAUUGGAAGCGUUUAACAUCAGUCUCCAAAGAUUGGCUUACUCUUGUUUUGGGCGGAAAUGCCGCUGGUGAUUUCAAACGGAAGCCUCUACUGACUGAAAAUUUAAGGGCCUUAAAAAUGCUUUCGAAAACCACGCUGCCAGCUAUUUGGAGACAUAAUAAAAAGGGUAACUUCGUCGCACAAAGUUUUGCUAUUAGUCGAUAA
Molecule: messenger RNA, 675 nt
Organism: Hermetia illucens (black soldier fly)
Lineage: Eukaryota; Metazoa; Arthropoda; Insecta; Diptera; Stratiomyidae
Product: tigger transposable element-derived protein 1-like
Exons: 1
Coding region: 1-675 (224 amino acids)
Cellular component (GO): nucleus
Molecular function (GO): DNA binding
Source: RefSeq, a predicted model, not a curated record